AUGGCCGCCCCACCGCCGCAUCCCGGGGCCGCUCCCCCCGCGGGCGCGCCUCCUGCUCCGCCACCAGUUCGUCCAGGUGCACCUCGUACUCCUUUACCACCAGGUCACCCAGGUGCACCUCCUGCUCCUUUACCGCCAGGUCAUCCAGGUGCACCUCCUGCUCCUUUGCCACCAGGUCACCCAGGAGCGCCUCCUGCUCCUUUACCACCAGGUCACCCGGGAGCGCCUCCGGCUGCUCCACCAGGCCACCCAGGUGCGCCUUCACCUCCCGAAACUCCGCCCGAAGGCUCCGUAGCACCAGGUCACCCAGAAGCACCUUCGACUGCCGCACCAGCGCCGCCAACUGCACCGACGCCCCCUGCUGCCGCACCACCGCCCCCUGCUGCCGCACCACCGCCCCCUGCUGCCGCACCACCGCCCCCUGCUGCCGCACCACCACCCCCUGCUGCCGCACCACCGCCUCCAGCUGCCGCACCGCCGCCUCCUGCACCUCAACCUGUCGCACCGCGAACACCUGCGGCGCCAAAGCAGUACACAGCGCAGACAGCUGGCCAGAUGCCCGGGACGUGCGCGGUAGCAACGGUCAAGGGCGCGCCUUCCGAGCCGUUCAAGAGAGAGUAUGUUACAGCAGUGAAGGCGUACGAGCAGCAAGUGGGCGCCAACAUCGUGCGUGGCAAGAUGUUCAUCGAGAGUUUGCCCACGGGAAUGCUACCCGGGAUGGCUCCGGGAAUGGCACCGCCAGGAAUGGCGUGCGGCUACAAUAUGGGGACGGGCGUGGGAGCCGGUGGGCCUUGCGGAUACGGCCAACAGAUGCCUAUGGGUGGUGGCUACGGCGCCUCUCCGUUGGGCAUCCAGCGAAGCCGCGAGGACUUCAGGAAUAUGAUGAACUCUGGCGGAGGUGUGGAUUUCGCCCGGAUGGCCGAUAUGGGACCCCAAGUUCGGAGGCUGCUGGAUAUGGGAAGCCAGAUUGACCAGAUAAUGGACAUGACCCGGAGGGCCGAGGGGUCUUCGAUAAUCAUGGGACCGGAUUCCGCCGGAGGGUAUGGCGGUCCCGCGACGGGCUUCGGAGGGCCACCACCAAUGAUGGCGGGCGGUGGUUUCGACAUGCCGAUGUCAGGCGGCUACGGUGGACCUAUGAUGCCACCUUACGGCGCUCCAAUGCCUGGCAUGGCGAGCGCUUAUAGCGCAGAACGUUUCCCGGGGGGAUACGGAAGGCCUGAUAUGGAUCCCCGGAUGUCCGGUUCCGCCGGCUGGCCGAGAGACGGUCCGAGGGAACACGGAAGGCGAACAAUGUCGAGGGAGAACGCCAGGCCUCCGAGGGACGACUACACCGACGACAGCAGGCUGCCGGCCAAGAACUCUAUGAGCAGGGCUUCAGACCUACUACAGAAGAUAAAGGAGGGCAUCGAUGAGCAUUGCGCCGAACAACGCGCCGAGACAGUGCUGGAGAAGAUUCGCAGAGACAUGACGAUGGACGCCGACGAUGACGUAGGCCGUGCGCCUACAGCCAGGAGGAACAGUCUACCACCGGAGAGGGGCAGGACGUCGUCGCGCACCCUCCGCAGACCGUACGACGACCAGGAGUACGAGGAGAGGCGGUCGCCGAGACCGAGACGACGACCCUCGCGACACCGCAAGUCCUCAUCGUCUUCAUCAUCUUCAUCUUCCUCUUCUCACAAAAAGCGUUCGCGCAAGUCCAAAGACAGCAAGAGCAAACGCCGCAAGUCGAAAGGAAAGAAGAGGAGGGGAUCUGCGCCCGCAAAGAACGGCUCGUCAUCGUCCUCUUCGUCCUCUUCCUCGUCGGGACGUCGCUCGCCAAGGAACAAAGGCGGCAGGUCCAUCGAGUUCGUCAGGAAGGUCACCGAACGGUUCAGCUCAGAGUCGCCCGGUGACGAAGACCCCGCGUCAGCCAUGGACAAUUUCCAACAGAAGUACUUGCUUAUCGCGCGACCAGGCAGCCGCGUCACGAUGAACGAGCCCGGGGUCCGCAGGUCGGGCUGUCCCGUCCUCAACGCGUUCGGUGUAGGCUCCAGGGAGCAAGCCGCGAUGCGGACGCAGUCGAGGGCCUUAGGAGGCAGCGUGUACAAGUACGGGACAGAUAGACAGCCGUCAUCGAUGUCAGCGGGCGGCGCGUUGUACCGGUACGAGAGCAAGCCGACCGGUUUCAAGCAGGAGUAA
This is a messenger RNA of Rhipicephalus sanguineus (brown dog tick), 2178 nucleotides long. Its product is annotated as translation initiation factor IF-2. Bases 1 to 2178 code for a protein of 725 amino acids. Lineage: Eukaryota; Metazoa; Arthropoda; Arachnida; Ixodida; Ixodidae. The transcript has 2 exons. The record is from RefSeq and is a predicted model, not a curated record.